UGCUGAUCUCAGCUGCAUACACGCAGCUGUGUACGAACUUUUGAAUUGAGUUAUGUAUGUCUUGAAAAUAAUAAUAGUGAUUAAAUGAAAAAGUUAGUGUAAUGCUGUAGUUACUAUAAAUCUACCACUUCAUAAUUCAGCAUAGAAUGUCCAUUGCUUUAUUUUCCAAAUAUAGAUCCUUAGUAAAACUUGAGUCGUCUUUCAUCAUCAAAAGGUGUAUAUCACACAACGAUGCUUCAAAAGCAAGAGAAAAACAAAUUCGUCAGUAUGUACUGUCCCGAUAUAUGCAGUACGUCCAACAGUAUGCUUCUGUACUGGAAAAUAAGUUUCCAGCCGCAAUGCGAGUUUACAGAGUGUUUACUAUUGGAAUCAAGGACUUUUACAGUGACCUGAAAGUGUUCUUAGCGUUGUUCCACAAGGUUAACUUAACCUCCAAAGGCCUAGAAACGUUGACUAGAAAAGAAUUGGAAAUUUAUCAUCAAAUGCCGAGGGAUAUGAUCAAAAUAGCACCAGUUUUGUUAUUAUCUGCUUUACCGUUUGUUAACUAUGUAAUGUUCCCCCUUGCGUACAUGUUUCCUCGCAACCUUCUGACAUCACACUUCUGGUCACUGCAACAGCGGCAUGAGUUUGCGCUGCUGGAACACAGAAAACGGCUGCGUCACUACAAGGCAGUGUUCCGCUCAUUGCAGUGGCAGGUGGACGGUCUUGCUGAGAACCAGUUGUAUGCUGAGUGGGAACAUGUGAUACGGCUGCUGGGCAGUGGACUACAUCCUACCCCUAGUCAGGUCCUAGACUGCCAGCCGCUGUUUGGAGAGAGCCCGUACCACCUCAACUGCUUAUAUUCUAGUCAUGUGAAAGAAUUGUUGAAGAUACACAGUAUGCAUACUGGUUGGCGUAGAAGACAGAGACUUGCAGAAAGAGCAAAACUAAUUCAACUUAUGGACACAGCAAUCUGUAAAGAAGGCGGAGUCAGUUGUUUGUCCCAAGAUGAAAUUAGAUCAGCCUGUUUAUUCCGAGGACUGAACCCUGCAAACAUGAAGAAGGAAGAUAUGGAGGAGUGGCUGGAGGGCUGGCUGCAAGUAUCCCAGUGUGUACGCAAGGAUAGUCGCUCUCUCCUACUCCACAGUCCAGUUUUGUUAGCUUAUAACCACCCCUCCAACUGGGUCCUACUACACUAAUGUAAUAAAACAGUUACCAUGUAAAUAUAACUAUUUAUUCCUA
Messenger RNA from Homalodisca vitripennis (glassy-winged sharpshooter), 1221 nucleotides. Its product is annotated as LETM1 domain-containing protein 1. The record is from RefSeq and is a predicted model, not a curated record. The transcript is spliced from 6 exons. Gene Ontology annotation, cellular component: mitochondrial inner membrane. Gene Ontology annotation, molecular function: ribosome binding. Lineage: Eukaryota; Metazoa; Arthropoda; Insecta; Hemiptera; Cicadellidae. Bases 147 to 1178 code for a protein of 343 amino acids. Gene Ontology annotation, biological process: intracellular monoatomic cation homeostasis.